CCCUAGUUUCUUCUCGUAAACUCUUUCUUGUCUUUUGGGUUUAUUCCUGGAAACUCUUGGCUCGCCCAUUCACCUGGCCCUGCCCUCCCUGAAUAUUUUAGCCCGCGCCCGUUGCGCCUACUCCCCUGCACCAUGGCUGAAAUCCGCCGCAAGCUUGUCAUCGUUGGUGACGGUGCCUGUGGUAAGACUUGUCUGUUGAUUGUCUUCUCCAAGGGCACCUUCCCUGAGGUCUACGUCCCCACCGUGUUCGAAAACUACGUCGCCGAUGUCGAGGUCGAUGGAAAGCAUGUUGAGCUCGCUCUUUGGGAUACGGCUGGUCAGGAAGAUUAUGACCGUCUCCGUCCUCUCUCAUACCCUGACUCCCAUGUCAUCCUGAUUUGCUUCGCCGUUGACUCCCCUGACUCUCUCGACAACGUUCAGGAGAAGUGGAUUUCCGAGGUCCUCCAUUUCUGCCAGGGCCUCCCUAUCAUCCUUGUCGGAUGCAAGAUGGAUCUUCGUCACGACCCCAAGACCAUCGAAGAACUUCACAAGACCUCCCAGAAGCCGGUUACCCCUGAGCAGGGUGAGGAGGUUCGCAAGAAGAUCGGUGCUUACAAGUACCUCGAGUGCUCUGCGCGCACCAACGAGGGUGUCCGUGAGGUCUUCGAGGCUGCCACCCGGGCUGCGCUCUUGACCAAGACCCACAAGAGCAAGAAGAAGUGCACUAUCCUGUAAACUAGUUUUCUCUCCUUCGCAAAAGGUCUGUUUCAUGCGGAGAUUAUAUGAACGGAUAAGCGUCUCGAACAUUUGGUCUUAUUAUCUAUUAAGAGGGGGUUAUUCCGUUGGCGUGUUCCAAGAUGUGCCCGGAUGCGAGUGUGGAUAAUGUUCAAUCACGGGCACAUGAGCUUCAUGGGAUUAUCUGGCUAUGCAGUUGGUCGACUUUCUUAUUUUGCAGACUUGAUUUGAUUUUCUAGGGAGGCGUUGUCUUCAUAACCUUGUGGGUUUUCUUAUCU
Messenger RNA from Aspergillus sclerotioniger CBS 115572, 992 nucleotides. RefSeq names its product Rho family GTPase RHO1 (gene rho1). The coding region runs from base 133 to 714 and encodes 193 amino acids. Gene Ontology annotation, molecular function: GTP binding; GTPase activity. The transcript is spliced from 6 exons. NCBI's taxonomy places the organism in Eukaryota, Fungi, Ascomycota, Eurotiomycetes, Eurotiales, Aspergillaceae. The record is from RefSeq and is a predicted model, not a curated record. Gene Ontology annotation, biological process: small GTPase-mediated signal transduction.